AUGCCUUCAAAGAUUUUCAGGAGUUUGAAUUGCACGAAAUGCAAGAAACCGUUCACUCCGACCACAGAUGAGCCAACUUCACCGCAGAUCGAUGAAUGCGGAAAUGCGAUUUGCAAGAAAUGUUUCGACAAAACUUAUGCAAAUGGAAUCCUCGUCAAUUCACCCAAUCAAACAACAGCUUAUUUUCUGAUUGAACUUCUCUCGAAUGAUUCACUCGUUUUGACGAUUGAUCGAAAGGGUUACAAACUUGUCAAAGAUUGGAAACAGCCGGAAUGUGUGGUCUGUCAUGAGGAAUUUUCUCCAUCAAUCGAUUCGCAUUUCCCUUGUAUUCUCUCUUGUCGUCACGUCAUUUGCAUUGAAUGCUCGGAAAUUAUUCGUAAAGAAAAGAAAUCGGUCGCACAAUUGGCGUGUCCAAUUUGUGCACAAAUGAGUGCAUAUCCGGAGAAGGGAACAAUGACGAAGAAGAAUGUUUAUCUUGAAUUCCUCAAUGAACUCCCACAAAUGAUCGAGGAAUUCGAAUUCUCAAAGCUUGGCUUAAAAAAGUGUAUUCAGUGUGAGGAAAGUACAACGAUUGACAAGAUGUACGGAUGUGUGACAUGUGAUAAUGGGUCAAAUGAACACAUUCGAGCCGCCGGCUUUUCCCGACGAAUCAGCAAUUAUCUCAUCGAGAAAGUAUCCGAUUUCACAAGAGGACCAAAUCGAGCGAAUAUCUUCAAAAGAAUCAUUUCGCCACGUCGUGGGCCAAUCACUGAAUAUCAUGUUUGUGGAACAUGUAUGUUUCGAGGUCAUCGACACCAUUUGAUCAGGGAACUUACAGUGAUUGAGGCUGUGAAAAUGAAAGACGAGUUGGGGAAAGCUGUGACGAAUUGUCUGCACACUUAUUCGAAAGGGCUUUUCCCGGGAUUGAGUGAGCAAAUUUCGGAGAGAAUUGCUGAAUUUGAAGAGAAAAUGCUCAUCAAAAUGAAAAUGAUGGAGGAAAUCGAGAAUUUCGAGGAAAUCCAAAGAUUUCAUCGAGAAUUCAGUCAAUUGAUGACUCGUUACGAAGAGAUUUGCGAGAGUUUUGUGCCGCAUUUGCGGGGAUUCGAGAUGAAAAUUAUGAGCCUCUUGGCGGAAGUGGAGACUAGU
Mesorhabditis belari is the source of this 1125-nucleotide messenger RNA. Lineage: Eukaryota; Metazoa; Nematoda; Chromadorea; Rhabditida; Rhabditidae. The record is from the annotation of a GenBank genome assembly.